Lodderomyces parapsilosis is the source of this 975-nucleotide messenger RNA. It is a transcript of the gene ALG5, whose product is annotated as dolichyl-phosphate beta-glucosyltransferase. The record is from RefSeq and is a predicted model, not a curated record. Lineage: Eukaryota; Fungi; Ascomycota; Pichiomycetes; Serinales; Debaryomycetaceae. The coding region runs from base 1 to 975 and encodes 324 amino acids. Gene Ontology annotation, cellular component: endoplasmic reticulum membrane. The transcript has a single exon.
AUGUACGUAAUCUAUGUUAGUGCCACGAUUGCCGUACUAUGUGUCUUGGUAUAUGUGACGUUGAUAUUAUUUUCGCACAAGCCAAGACCACCAACUUCGAGCGAAUCAUACUACAAAACCAACGACAAUGCCAACGCAUCAUACGAAUUGCCUACUAGAAUUGACUCAACUAGUCUUGAAAGAAAACCACAGGUGGAGAUUAGCGUUGUUAUACCGUGCUACAAUGAAACAAAAAGAUUGAGCAAAAUGUUGAGUGAAGCUGCUGGGUACCUUGAACAACAUUAUCAAGGAAACUACGAAAUCAUCAUUGUUGACGAUGGGUCAAGCGAUGGAACUGCAGAAUAUGCCAUUCAAUUAGCAAAAGAAUACAAGUUGGAACCGCACACAAUGAAGGUGGUCCAAUUGUCAAAGAAUAGAGGUAAAGGUGGUGCUGUCACCCACGGUCUCUUACACACGCAGGGAAAAUAUGCGUUGUUUGCCGACGCCGAUGGUGCUACUCAAUUCUCAGACGUUGCCAAACUAAUUGACUAUCUCGGAUCUUACCCCAAUGAACCUGCCAUUGCCAUAGGUUCGCGUGCACACAUGGUCAAUACUGAUGCUGUUGUGAAAAGAUCGCUUAUACGUAACUUCCUUAUGUACGGUCUUCACACUUUGGUGUUUAUUUUUGGUAUUAGAAAGAUUCAUGAUACUCAAUGCGGUUUCAAAAUGUUUAAUAUGGAUGCAGUGAAACAAAUUUUCCCUCACAUGCAUACGGAAAGAUGGAUUUUUGAUGUUGAGGUAUUGCUAUUGGGGCAGAUGCAAGGUAUGAAAAUGAAGGAGAUUGCCGUAAACUGGCAAGAAAUUGAUGGAUCGAAAAUUGAUUUGGCAAGGGACUCAAUUGAAAUGGCAAUUGAUUUAGUGGUGACGAGAUUGGCAUAUUUGUUAGGGAUAUACGAGUUGGACGAAUGUGGAAGAGCUGGCAAAAAGAAUCAAUAA